AAGAACAAUAGACAUUUUUUUUUGUCAUACUUGAAAAUAAAAUAUUUAAAUAUAAAAUUUAUAAUUCUCUCCCCAGGCCCCCAAUUAUACAUACAAACCCUUGCCUACACACACAAAGCCCUGAUAUGAGAGCCUGUCUUCGCAACCUCUUAAAAACAGCUCGCAAUUUUCUCCCCCUCACUGCCGGCGCCGCCACUCUCUCCACCACCACUUCCCCCAAGCUCUCCGGCGCCGCCAUGGACGAUCUCCAGACUCUCAAGACUCGUCUCUGUAUCAUCGGCAGUGGGCCCGCCGCCCACACUGCCGCAAUCUACGCUGCCCGAGCUGAACUUAAGCCUAUUCUGUUUGAGGGUUGGAUGGCCAAUGAUAUUGCGCCAGGUGGACAGCUGACAACCACCACGGAUGUGGAGAACUUUCCGGGUUUUCCCGAGGGGAUUCUUGGGAUGGAGCUGAUGGACAAGUGUAGAGCUCAAUCGGUUAGGUUUGGUACUCAGAUUUAUACUGAAACUGUUAAUAAAGUUGAUUUUAGUAAGACCCCUUUUCGGGUUUUUACGGAUGGUAAAUGUGUGGUUGCUGAUUCUGUUAUUGUGGCUACGGGUGCGGUUGCGAAGAGGUUAAGUUUUCCGGGGUCCGGGGAUGGGAAUGGGGGGUUUUGGAACAGGGGGAUUUCGGCUUGCGCUGUGUGUGAUGGUGCUGCGCCUAUUUUUAGGAAUAAGCCUUUGGCUGUUAUUGGAGGGGGUGAUUCCGCCAUGGAGGAGGCCAAUUUUUUGACCAAGUAUGGUUCCAAGGUUUAUAUACUUCAUCGGAGGGAUGAGUUUAGGGCUUCCAAGAUAAUGCAGACUAGGGCAUUGAGUAAUCCCAAGAUUGAGGUCUUGUGGAAUUCGACCGUUGUGGAAGCUUAUGGGGAAGGGGACAAGGGGAAUUUGGGGGGUUUGAAGGUGAAGAAUGUUGUAACGGGGGAGGUUUCAGAUUUGAAGGUUAAUGGGUUGUUUUUCGCUAUAGGGCAUGAGCCGGCUACUAAGUUUUUGAAUGGGCAGUUGAAGUUGCAUUCGGAUGGGUAUGUGGCUACUACUCCGGGAACGACUGAGACGAGUGUUAAGGGUGUUUUUGCUGCUGGGGAUGUUCAGGAUAAGAAGUAUAGGCAGGCUGUUACUGCAGCUGGGUCUGGAUGCAUGGCGGCACUAGAAGCAGAACACUAUCUGCAAGAGAUUGGAGCACAAGAGGGAAAAAGUGAUUGAUUAUCCAACAAAAUGCUUGAGAGAUCGCAAGGAACCUAAAUUGAACAAGUAACAUCAAUAAAAAACAAAUCAUAUCUUCAAGUACAGACUCUGGUCUUACAAUUUGACAAUUAAGGAUUCAUUUAUGGAACUUAAAAAAACAUCACUUGUUGCUUUAACUGAUUUAAGUUCAAGAUUUGUGGUCAAAUAUUAUAUAUAGCAUUCUUGCAACUCUACAUUCUACA
Molecule: messenger RNA, 1462 nt
Organism: Daucus carota subsp. sativus
Lineage: Eukaryota; Viridiplantae; Streptophyta; Magnoliopsida; Apiales; Apiaceae
Product: thioredoxin reductase NTRB
Exons: 2
Coding region: 126-1238 (370 amino acids)
Biological process (GO): cell redox homeostasis; removal of superoxide radicals
Cellular component (GO): cytoplasm
Molecular function (GO): thioredoxin-disulfide reductase (NADPH) activity
Source: RefSeq, a predicted model, not a curated record